Molecule: messenger RNA, 2561 nt
Organism: Pyricularia oryzae 70-15
Lineage: Eukaryota; Fungi; Ascomycota; Sordariomycetes; Magnaporthales; Pyriculariaceae
Product: sphingoid long chain base kinase 4
Exons: 2
Coding region: 561-2162 (533 amino acids)
Biological process (GO): sphingosine biosynthetic process
Cellular component (GO): membrane; intracellular membrane-bounded organelle; cytoplasm
Source: RefSeq, a predicted model, not a curated record
UGGCAUUAUAUUCAAGUCUUCUUCAUUCUAUCCUUUUUAUGCCGCGGCCUAUUGUCUGGUUUUUAAAUUUCACGGGUGAAAAAGUCACUGAAACAAAUCCUCAAAAUCAUUUAUCAUGCGAUUUCCGAGCAAGUCAGUCUAACUUUUGAUUUGAAGCACCUUUGCGUCCUUGCCGCUUUGAUGGCGGAGCGCAACGGUAGCCCGCGCACCCCGAAAGCCGUAAACACUUAUCGAAAAGGGUGGUAAAUGCGACAGUUACCCCUGUCCCUGUUGGAGCAAACGCGCUUCCGAUGUGAUCCCCACGCUUAAGGAGAUCUUGAACGCCGAACGAAUGGUACCUGACAAGCCUGGUCAGCAAUAGAAUUAUGUGAGGCGUCGAGUAACAGUUAAUUCCCUCGGAAACUUUCUUUUGCCCACAUUUUGUAACGACGCACCCUUCCGUCCCCAAUUUCCUGUGGCAACUCUUUUUUUGAGCGUCGCAAUACAGAGCAACGCGUCACCAAGCUUGCUUGACUUGACUGUCGAUAUUGCUCAAAACCAGAACACCCACCUAGGUACAGAUGGCGCUGGACGGGGAAUCGCUUGCUCUUGGCAGCUACAAUCUCUCAAUCGUGGGAGACAAGCUGCUCGUGAACGACAAGUCCUCCACUGGCAAAUCAAAAUCAAGCAGAUCUUGCUUCGGCACUGGCAAUUCCGCCACAAAACAAAGCCAACGUACCAUACCACUAUACAAUAUCCUCUGGGCCGAGGUAGCUGGCGAUAGUCUGGUUAUAGACUAUGCUGAGGACGUUUCCAAGACGAAAAUACGCCCCACCAAGAUAACCAUACCUCUGCCACCGGCGACGACAGCAAAGGAUACCACCACCGAUGCUCCGGCAACAGCAGAAGCUGGCGCCGACCUAGAAGCUGGCAAUGCCGGCGCGCAAUCCUCCCCAGCCGCCCGGGCAUCUGCCUGGGCGUCAUCUCUCCUCGACCAUAGUUAUGACCCCUCUACCACGCGGCGGAAACGAGCAUUCGUGAUAAUCAACCCGCACGCAGGCCCCGGCGGCGCAAUGCGCAAGUUCGAGACCCAAGUACGCCCCAUAUUCCUCGCAGCCCGCAUGGAGCUCGAGAUCGUCACGACAACACGGAGGGGGGAGGCGGAGGAGAUUGUGCAAAAGCUGGAUCUCGACAAGUACGACGUCAUCGCGGUUGCGUCCGGCGAUGGACUGGUGUACGAGACGUUCAACGGGCUCGGCAGACGGCCGGACGCUCAAAAGGCCCUCAAGAGCGUCGCCGUGGUGCACAUACCGUGCGGGAGCGGCAACGCCAUGGCUUGCAACCUCUACGGCACACAUAGGGUGUCUCCUGCUGCUCUGGCUGCAGUCAAGGGCGUGCCGACGGCUUUGGAUCUCGUCAGCGUCACGCAGGGCAACACGCGAACCCUCAGCUUCCUGAGCCAGGCGUUGGGUGUCAUUGCAGAGUCUGACCUGGGGACAGACAACCUGCGGUGGAUGGGUUCUGCACGUUUUACGUAUGGCUACAUCACGCGCGCGGUGAAGCGAGCCGUUUAUCCUUGCGACAUCUCCGUCAAGGUGGAGAUUGAUGAUAAAGCCGGGAUUAAAGAGCACUACGCCAGACACCGCCCGGACAGAUCCUCCACGGCCCCGGUCACAAAGGCAGACUCUGUUGUCGAUGGCGAUGUUGGAACCGAGGUUGGGGAGGGUCUACCUCCCUUGAAGUACGGCACAAUCAACGAUAAAGUUCCUGAGGGCUGGGAAACAUUCUCAUACGACAAUAUGGGACAGCUUUACUGCGGAAACAUGGCCUACAUCAUGCCCGAUAGCAACAUAUUCUCCGCAGCCUGCAUCAACGACGGUAUGAUGGACCUCGUGACGGUCGACGGCGACAUCUCGCCGUUCAAGUCGUUGGAGCUGAUGACGCUCGUCGAGAGCGGCAAGUUCUUUGAUGACUCUCGCGUCAGGUACCGCAAGGUUUCAGCCUAUCGCAUCACUCCUCGCAACCAGGCAAGCGGCUACAUCAGCAUCGAUGGUGAGGGCGUGCCGUUUGCCCCUUUUCAAUGUGAAAUUCACCGAGGUCUCGGCCUAGUUCUAUCCAAGGCCGGCACCUACGAGGCCCCUGGCCCAAUGAACUGGGAGAAGGUCGCGGUGAACAAGUCCUAGUGUCGGCCCCCUGGCCUCCGAUGCACGGCUCCUCUCCCAAUUCACUUGACGUCGCUCUCGUUGAUUUUGUAUGAAUUUGUUUUAUUUGCACCUUUGAACCCUUCGAACUCCAGUGAGUUGGCCAAUAAACCGAUUGAAGGGGCAAAGCAGUCGCUAGAAGGAUAACUCUCAGCGAAAUAAGAUACCCUAAUUUGAGUUUUUUGUUCUUUUUUGUUUCUUUUUUUUUCGGUAAACAAUCCUGAUAUUUCAACGCUAGUGUCCCAACGCCAAUGGCUGUUCCUCUUUGUCCUCAUAGUUUCAUGACAAUUUCUGUGUAUAAUACCAUUAAACAUAACUUCUUGACGAUCAUGCGUGUUGACGCGAUUACAAAACCAACUCUUUUGAAACCCUCGAUUAUCA